Molecule: messenger RNA, 692 nt
Organism: Porites evermanni
Lineage: Eukaryota; Metazoa; Cnidaria; Anthozoa; Scleractinia; Poritidae
Source: the annotation of a GenBank genome assembly
AUGCGGGGGUACCAAACACAGACAGUGUGCCUGAGAUAUGUGAACAGUUACCAUCAGUACAGUACACUGGAUCUCUGGGAUGAUGCAAACAAGGAUUGGUUUAGUGGUCAGGGUGCCACAGAGGAAGAGAAGCAGAUUGCAAGAAGACUAAGGCAAAUUGCAGAAAGGUCUGAUCGACAGACGCUACCAGCGUUAGGAUGGGUAUAAAGGAAGAGGCUUAUUGAAGAAACAUAGAAUUGUGGAUAAGGUGCUGGGUGGAAUGAUGAGCAGUGACAACACUUAGACAAAUAUUUAGUGUAUGCAGGAGCGGUUGUCGUAACAAGGAGGUUAAGGGGUUACACCAGCAAGACAGAGAAAUGUCAAGGAACUGUGGUGGAAAAGAAGAUCUUUGAAGAAAUCUUUUAAACUGGAACAGUUUAAAAGGGAAACAAUUGAAGAAAAGGGGAGUAAUGGAGAGGCUCCAGGGUAAAUACCACCUGCAAGAGAGGGGUUUAUGUUGUAAUAGAGGAACUGAAACAGAAAUUAAUAGCAAAGGCCAACAAGGUGAGGUGAAAAGGUACCAAGGGAGAGUCACUCACUACAGUAUAAGCAGAACAGACUGUUUGUCAAUAACAGACAUCAGCUGUGAUGGAGAUGCACAGAAGGAACAGGAGACCAGUGAUGCGGAUGCAGCUAUAGGUUUCUGGGGGUAA